Messenger RNA from Salvia hispanica, 1410 nucleotides. RefSeq names its product protein trichome birefringence-like 38. Gene Ontology annotation, molecular function: O-acetyltransferase activity. Gene Ontology annotation, cellular component: Golgi apparatus. Lineage: Eukaryota; Viridiplantae; Streptophyta; Magnoliopsida; Lamiales; Lamiaceae. The record is from RefSeq and is a predicted model, not a curated record.
ACCCACCCCACCCCCCUCCCUCUACAUAUAUUAUGAACUAUCAAGACAUGAUUUUGAAAUAGCCAGCUUUUUCUUCACAUCUUUUGUUUUCUUUCCCCCACUCCCAAAAACACUUUCACACAAUGCCCUUCUCUUCUUUCAAUCACCGACAACCCCUCCUCAUUCUUGAAGCCUUGUUUUUAGUGCUGCUGCCACUUUUGCUACUGCCACUCCCUUCUGCUUCAGCAAAGCUCUCAAGCACAAACACAACAACCAGAAACAAAGCAUUGCUCACUUCCUGCAACCUCUUCCAAGGAAAAUGGGUCCCGGAUCCCUCCUACCCUCUCUACCAGUCCUCGGGCUGCCCGUUCAUCGACCCGGAAUUCGACUGCAUCAAAUACGGCCGACCCGAUAAGCAGUUCCUCAAAUUCUCCUGGCAGCCCGACUCCUGCAACCCUCCCAGGUUUGAUGGGUUGGAUUUUCUCAAGAGAUGGAGUGGGAAGAAGAUUAUGUUUGUGGGUGAUUCACUGAGUUUGAAUCAAUGGCAGUCUUUGGCUUGUAUGAUUUAUGCAGCUGCUCCAAAUUCCAAAUACAACUAUGUUAGACAAGGCACCCUUUCUUCUGUGACAUUCUUGGAUUAUGGAGUUACAAUACUGUUGUACCGAUCACCGUACCUGGUUGACAUAACGAGGGAGAAUAUCGGGAGGGUGCUGAAGCUGGAUUCGAUUCAGCAAGGGAAUGCGUGGAGAGGGAUGGACAUGCUUGUGUUCAACACAUGGCAUUGGUGGACUCACAAAGGCGAUGAUCAAGCAUGGGACUACAUACAAGAUGGCUCCACCGUGUCCAAGGACAUGAACCGCCUGGUGGCCUUUUACAAAGGGUUGACAACGUGGGGACGCUGGGUUGAUCUCAACGUCGAUCCCACCAAGACGAGAGUGUUCUUCCAGGGGAUCUCUCCCACUCAUUAUCAAGGUAGGGACUGGAAGGCGGCGUCAAAGAACUGUAACGGCGAGCAGCAGCCUCUGGAGGGGUCGACAUAUCCAGGGGGGACGCCAGCGGAGGUGGAGGUUGUUAACAGAGUGUUGAGCAGGAUGCAGAAGCCCGUGUAUUUGCUGGAUAUUACGUUUCUGUCUCAGCUGAGGAAGGAUGCCCAUCCGUCUGCUUAUAGUGGCGAUCAUGCAGGGGUCGAUUGCAGCCAUUGGUGCCUCCCUGGGUUGCCGGAUACGUGGAACCAGCUGCUCUAUGCAGCUCUAGUUAUGUGAGCUUGUCUGUCUAUAAUUAGUUGCAUUUUCCCUCUGCUUUAGGGUGACUGAGAAACAACCAAAUGUGAAUUUGUCAUUAGUUUGAUUGAAGCAAUAAGUGGGAAAUACAAUAUAUUCAAAGUGUAAAAAUAUUCACUGAUUGCAUGAAUAGGAAAUGGUUUUUAAUUUC